Megalops cyprinoides (Indo-Pacific tarpon) is the source of this 1603-nucleotide messenger RNA. RefSeq names its product tubulin folding cofactor E-like b (gene tbcelb). The coding region runs from base 201 to 1553 and encodes 450 amino acids. Gene Ontology annotation, biological process: mRNA splicing, via spliceosome. The record is from RefSeq and is a predicted model, not a curated record. NCBI's taxonomy places the organism in Eukaryota, Metazoa, Chordata, Actinopteri, Elopiformes, Megalopidae. The transcript is spliced from 9 exons. Gene Ontology annotation, molecular function: U2 snRNA binding; protein binding.
GUGACAAGUGAUCAACAAUAACAAGAAUCACAGUGACCAGGAGAAGCUGUGCUCUCAGGCUGUCCUGCGUCCCCCUCAGCCCGCUGCUGUGCCUCACCGCUGGGAAAGGUCCUUAGAGAGGGAACCAAGGAGAAGCCAGGGGCCACAGCCUCAACUGUGCAGCUGCCCAGUUACAGGCUGUCCCUAGCUGCCCAACGUCUAUGAGUGUUUGGCUCUUCUUCUGUUUGGGGCCAACCGACCAAGAGGGCAUGUGGGACGGGGCCAUGGAGACGCCCGAGGAGGAGGGCCGCACCUUCAUGCAGGUGAUCAGCGAGAAGUACAGCCCGGAGAACUUCCCGUACCGGAGAGGGCCCGGCAUGGGUGUGGUGGUGGUGCCGUCUGGCCCACAGGGGUCCCCCAUGAAAGAUCGCCUGAACCUGCCCAGCGUCUUGGUCCUGAACGGCUGUGGAAUCAGCCGCGCCGGGGACGAGGGGGAGAUCGCUGCCUUCUGCGCUCACGUGGUGGAGCUGGACCUGUCUCACAACAAGCUGCAGGACUGGCACGAGAUCAGUAAGAUCGUGUCCAAUAUACCAAACCUCGACUUCCUGAACCUGAGCUCGAACCCUCUGAGCGACUCUGUCCUGGAACCGAGUUGUGCUGAGUCCUUCAUCAGAGUGCGCCGACUCGUCCUCAACAAUACCCGCGUGUCCUGGGAGACCGUGCACACCUUCACACGAGAGAUCCCCGAGUUGGUGGAGCUCUUCCUGUGCCUUAACGAGUACGACUCGGUGACGCCGUCGGCGGUGCCCUGCCCCUCCCUGCGCCUGCUGCACAUCACCGACAACAACCUGCAGGACUGGGACGAGGUGCGCAAGUUCGGGGCCAUGUUCCCCGGGCUGGACACCCUGAUCAUGGCCAACAACAACCUGGCCUCCAUCCAGGACUCCGGAGAUACGCUGUGCCGCCUCUUCCCAAACCUGCGCAGCAUCAACCUGCACAACUCAGGUCUGAAUCGGUGGGAUGACAUAGAGAAGCUGAACUGCUUCCCCAAGCUGGAGGAGGUCAGACUGCUGGGAAUCCCGUUACUGCAGACCUACACCAACACUGAGCGCCGCAGUCUCAUUAUCGCACAGCUGCCCUCGGUCUCUGUGCUCAACGGGAGCGUGGUGACAGAGGGGGAGAGGGAGGACGCCGAGAGGUUCUUCAUCCGCUACCACCUGGGCUACCCUGAGGAGGAGCUGCCUUACAGGUACCACAGCCUGGUGACGAAGUACGGGAAGCUGGCGCCCCUGGCCGAUGUGGACCUGCGACCGCGCUGCCACGCCAAGGUGGAGGUGCACUGCGAGGACAAGGUGGAGCUGGUCAGCAUCCGGCUGGACCAGACGGUGGCCGAACUGAAGAAGCAGCUGCGGACAGUGGUGCAGCUCUCCACCAACAACAUGCGGGUCUAUUACAUUGACAAGGAGGUGGGCUGUGCCUUCGGGCCGGAGGAGCUGAAGUACAACGCCCGGGCCCUGCACUCCUACAGCAUCCGCGACGGGGACGAGAUCCUGGUGGUUCCCAAGUCCAAAUGACUGCGAGGCCGUGUUUGAAGUCGGGCGGGGUGGGGGAGGAGGAGGAGGAG